Poecilia reticulata (guppy) is the source of this 4811-nucleotide messenger RNA. Its product is annotated as E3 ubiquitin-protein ligase DTX4. Lineage: Eukaryota; Metazoa; Chordata; Actinopteri; Cyprinodontiformes; Poeciliidae. Gene Ontology annotation, molecular function: zinc ion binding. The record is from RefSeq and is a predicted model, not a curated record. Gene Ontology annotation, biological process: Notch signaling pathway; protein ubiquitination.
GUGAUUUUUUAUUUUUUUAAGGCUGAUUAGUUCGGUUCAUCCAGCGGAGAACAAAGGCUCGGUUUCGGUUGCAUGUGUUAGGUUGUGUCCCGGGGAUCCAGACCGGUUGAACCAGUUUUUCCUCUCCAGGUUGGGGAGCCGUUGGAAGAAGCCACCGCUUUUCGGAUUGCUAAGUCCCAGACACGUCGGUAAUAAAAGAGGAAUUGAAAGAAAAUUUAAACACAGAGGUGUUCGUGGGGUUUUUAAUGCCCUUUUGGUUCUGAGUAAUCCCGCGGCGUGGGGGAACCACAGCACGGAGGCGGUACAUCACUGACGACAGCGCGGAGAUUUCUGCCCCUCGAAAGGCCUCAAAAAACGGGCUGAGAACCAACCGACUCGCCGGAGCUGCUGUUGGCCCGUUUGGAAGGAAAAACAUCGGCCAGAAAGAAGCCGACCUCAGGGCCAAUAUCCACUUUUUCGUGCCUGCUCAAGUCCCGGGUGUUUUAUCCACGCAUUACGGCGGUAUAACAGGGGGAGGACCGUGAUUUGCUUCGCCCAGCUGCCAUGAGAGAAGCCCGGAGCUCUGUGGAAGAAUGUGCCGCCUCCUCCCGGUGUUAGCUCCUCCGCGGCUCCAUGUAAGGCUCCAAGCCUGGGGCCACCAGUAACAACAUGCUCCUGGCCUCCGCUGUGGUGGUGUGGGAAUGGCUCAACGAGCACGGCCGGUGGCGGCCCUACAGCCCCGCGGUCUCCCACCAGAUCGAGGCGGCCAUCCGGAGCAGCGACCCCCGCGGAGGGAGCGUGGUCCUCGGCCAGGUCGACAGCAGGCUCUCGCCGUACAUCAUCGACCUCCAGUCCAUGCACCAGUUCAGACAAGACACAGGAACCAUCCGUCCGGUCCGGAGGACCUUCUACGACCCGGUCUCCGCCCCGGGUCAGGGCUGGCAGUGGGAGUGGGAGAACGAUGCGGGAACAUGGACGCCAUACGACAUGGAGGUGGCUAUCGCCAUCGAGAGCGCCCACAGCCGCCAGCAGACCUGCCUGGACCUGACGCCGCUCGGCUUCUGCUACCUCAUCGACUUUAAGAACAUGACGCAGGUCGGCAUACAGGAAGUGUUGCUAGGAUACAGAACGCAGGUGAACCGGCAGAGCCAGCGGUGCCGGCGGAUCCAGCGGCGCGCCGACCUGGCCUACCCGCUGGUGUCCGGCCCAUUGCCCGUCCCCAAAGGAGGCGCAGUGGGAGGAGGGGGGGGCCUGACGGGGGCCCUGCUGGGCGUCGGGGUGUCAGGGGCCAGCAUGGGGGUGGGAGGCCCCGUCACCUCUAACGGCGGCCUGCCGGUUCUGGGUCUGGGCCAGCCGUGUUCCUGCCAGCAGUGCAUGCUGGUCCUGAGCGUGAAGAGCGGUGCAGGAGGCGCUGGAGGACCAGGAGGCGGCGCAGCGGCCAUCCAGACUCUGAACAGGCGCGCUCUGACCAUGCAGCGCCCCAAGAACUCCGCCCCCACCGCGGCGCGCCCCCUCAGCCCGUCUAAGUCGGCCACCCUGGGGCGGGGCCUGCAGCAGAGCCCCGCCUACUACCAGACGCUGCCGCAUGGCCUGGCCAUCACCAAGAACACGGCAUCGCCACGGAGGAACGCCCAGCUGUUCGCCCAGUCGCUUGCCGCCCUCACCGCCGGCACCUCCUCCAUGGCUCUCUCAGCGUCUUCCAGCAGGCCGCCGCCGCCAGCGCUGCCGCCGCCGCAGCCGCCCACCUCCAACCAGAACCCGCCCUCCAUUCCACCCAAGCUCUCCUCUUCCUCAGCCACAGAACCGGUGCCGACUGCCACGCUGAUCACCCCCGCCAACGCCGUCACCACGCCCCCCUCCCCGGUGCCGUCUCCGUCGCCCGUGGUGAUGAAGCCGCAACGCACGCCAUCGUCGACGUCGGCGUGCCACGCCCCCUUACCGCAGCGGUCCAACUUGGCCGGGCUGAGCAGGCCGGCGCUGCAGAGGAUCGCCAUGGCGCAGUCCAGAGCACUCAUCGCCUCAGGCGUUCCCACCGUCCCGGUGAAGAACCUGAACGGGUCCAGCCCGGUCCACCCCGCGCUGGCCGGGAUCACCGGGAUCCUGAUGAGCGCCGCGGCGCUGCCCGUGUGCCUGACCCGGCCGCCCAAGCUGGUGCUGCAUCCACCACCCGUCAGCAAGAGCGACAUCAAGCCGGUACCGGGCUUCAACCACUCCUGCAGGAAGACCACCAAGAAGCAGGUCCGCAAAGGUAAAACUCCAGAGGAGGUUGUGAAGAAAUACCUGCAGAAAGUCAAAAGUCCUCCAGAGGAGGACUGCACCAUCUGCAUGGAGCCACUUGGGGGCCCGUCCGGGUACAAGGGUCCGGGCGUCGGACCCGUCUCCAAGGCAGAGUCGGUGGGUCGCCUCACCCAGUGCGGACACCAGUACCACUUCCAGUGUCUGGUGGCGAUGUACAACAACGGGAACAAGGACGGCAGCCUCCAGUGUCCCACCUGUAAGACCAUCUACGGCGUGAAGACUGGCAACCAGCCAGCCGGGAAGAUGGAGUACCACGUCAUCCCCCACUCCUUACCGGGUCACCCCGACUGCAAGAGCGUCCGCAUCAUCUACAACAUACCGCCAGGGAUUCAGGGACCAGAGCACCCCAACCCGGGGAAGCCCUUCACUGCCAGAGGCUUCCCGCGACACUGCUACCUCCCAGACAGCGAGAAGGGGCGCAAGGUUCUGAGGCUGCUGCUGGUAGCGUGGGACCGCCGGCUCAUCUUCUCCGUCGGAACGUCCAGCACCACGGGAGAAUCCGACACCGUCAUCUGGAACGAGGUCCACCACAAGACAGAGUUCGGGUCCAACCUGACGGGCCACGGAUUCCCCGACCCGGGUCACCUGGACAACGUGUUAGAGGAGCUCCGAGCUCAGGGCAUCACAGAGGAAGAUGCACUGGUAGAGAAGUGAGGAAGAGGAGGAAGACUCUCUGCCAGCACUUAGGAGGAGAUGAGGAGGACAGCGACCGAGUUGUUCAGACUAUAACGCUGGCUUAGCCUUUCAAUGCAAGUUUCUCCAAAUUUUUUAAACCAGCGCAUCAAACGAGUAGUUGAGGGGAGGAAGAGGAGGAGGAAGACGAAGCUUGUGGGUCUAGGUACUAAACAAGAGUGAGAAUGAAUGGUACUAACAUCUAGAACAGGAACAAGUUAACUUUACUGAAUGAACGAAUAAAAAAGUUGGUAAAAAGCAGCAAAAACUGGAAGGAAGAAGAUGGAGGAAGAAGAGGAGAGAGGGAGGAAGAGGAGGGAAGGUUGAGGAGGAAGAGAGAGAAGGUGUAUGAAUGUAGUUAGGUAGCAGUAGAGUGAAAUAACUUGUGUGGUACGUUCAGGUGCUAGAGGGACCAACAGACGGGCUGGCUUUGUUUAAGCUGUGGUGAGGUGGCGCCCUCUGGUGGGCGGCUGGAGCAAAGCGGUCCUCACCGUUUCCUCACCACUUCAUUCUUCACUGACUCAUCCUGCAGCGCCAUGUUCAUGAUUGUUCUGUGAAGAUCCGGAAGAACCGAGCCUCCGGGUCGCAACUACGUUUAUGUUUUUAUUGUUCUUCGUCACAUCAGUCGGUACGACGCUCGCUGUUUUGUCCUGACUGUCACUGAAUGCUUCGUCCUGUUGAGGUGAACCUGGCGUUGCGUUCACAGCCAGGUUAGGAGGGUCCAAAUGGUUCUGUUAGCAUUCAAUGUCAGAACUUCACUCGUGUCAUGUUUGAUUGUUUACUACAGAAAUUUAAAGUAUAUUUUCAUCCACUAGCUGCUUUUCUCCAUUACAAAAAGUAAACUAAAGAUGUUCCGACAUUUUUCUAUAAAUUCUGACCUUAUUUGGCAACUGAACAAGUGUGAAGCUUUUAAUUGUAUCUUGGUGAGGAUAAAAUAUUUACCUGUUCAUCAGAUCAAAAAAGGUACGAUAGAAAUUCAGACUCUUUGUAUCAACAGAUAGUGUGCUGCUUCUGAUUGGCUGCCAUGUUUUAAGCUCGACCAAUGAGAACACUUGUAGAUGCACUUUUUAUCCCAGCUGUUGGAACCUGUGAGGUUCUGUUAGUGACCGGGUCAGAAGAAUCCCGGGUUAUAUUUGGGUAUCAUCAUCUUCAUCUUCUGCCUGAUGCUGGUUGUCCUAAUGAUGGUACUCCCUCCACUCUUAACGUCUUUAUUACAUUGUUUAGCUGCAUAUUUGCUUUUAGUAGCAUUUUAUUGACACUAUUAUAGAAUAAAUUGCCUUUUUUCUUAUUUUGUACAUUUAUCUUGUAUUAAUUAUCCUGUUUUUUAUGUUACCUUUUGUUUACGAAGACAGUAUUAUUAAAUACGUCGUCUUUUGUUCUCUGUGUACAGAAAUGAAGCUGAUUUGCAUCUUUUCUUUGGAAAAGGAAUUUCAUGGUAGACUUUUAUCUGAGUGCGGCUUGUAAACACGUUUUUCUAACUGGAAGCUGCAGCUGUGUAUUCAUGCUGUCGUGACGCUGGAAGCAUUUAAACUUGGUUUUAAAAACUUUUCCAGAAUCACCUCCAUUUUGUCAUAAAUGUUUUUCCUGUUCUCUGGCUCAGACAGCGGUUUAUUUUUUUUGUUUGUCUAAACCACCAUCAUGUCUCAUCCCCACUCUGAACUCUCAUCACCAGUAAAUGUGUGGAUUACUGUCGGCCCACGGUGGCAUCGUGUAGUGGAAGGAGAGACGGGAUCAUGGGUGCUGAUUUGAAAGCAUGAAAACGUGUUAAAACAAAAACAAAAAAGUGUAAAUAUGGCAUAAAUAAUUGCUGGAGUAUGAAUGAUUAAUACAAGAAGAAAAAUAAAGAAUGAAUGAAAUUUAAA